CAGACUCUGACAUUUUCUUCUAUCUUACUGAGACGAUGACUGUCCAUUUUAUCUCAUGUGUAGGUAUUCUCAUUCUGUAGUUCACAUGGGUUUUCUUUUGGAAAUUUUCACUGUGAAAACAUAAACCAUUUAGAAUUUGUACCUCCCUUUUUUCAUUUGUUCUUUGGUUGAUCCUUUUUGUUAAAAUUUCUGUUUGAUGUAUUGUGGAACGAGCAUGUUCAUUUUGGUUUUUCUUUGCGGAGGGGGGAAGCAAUGAUUGAGCAGAGAGUUGACCAGAAACAUGGUCGUCUGGACAGGGCUGAAACCAUAAUGAGCCACUCACAGGCCCCCAGGAAACGCGCUUUUGAGUCAAGCGGCUGUUGCUUCUUCAUUUUGUCGUCCAUGUGAAGCGACCAAACUCAGACAUGGCUUCUCUAUCAUUUUGUCAUCUGUGGUUUGAGUGCGUUCCCUUGGCAUUCAAAUCUGAAUCUUAAUCCAUAGAUUCUUGUUAACAGCUUCUUGUUUUCUUUACUAAAAGCUGUGGCUAUGGAGCUGGCUGUGGAAUUUGUCACUGCCUUUUCCUCUGUACUUGUCGACCACUCAGUGGCUUCUGUUGGGCGACAAAUUGGUUAUUUGCUCAAGUACAAGACCAACAUAGAGGACCUCAAGAACCAACUUCAGAAACUGAAAGAUGAAAGAGAUAAGGUGCAGCAUUGGGUUGAUGAUGCUACAAGAAGAGGGGAAGAGAUCGAGGCUGUUGUCCAAAGGUGGCUAGACAAUGUGGACAAGAACAUUGAAGAAGGAGAGAAGGUUAUCAGGAAAGCCGAAGAAAGAGCCCAAAAGGAAUGGUUUAGAAGGUCAUUGAGAUCACGUUAUCGGGUUGGCAGGAGAGCAGCAAAGGAGACAGAGACUAUUGUUAAACUUAAUGUCGAAAGCAGCUUUGAGAGGGUUUCAUAUCGUCCUCUUCCACAAGGGAUAGGGAUUACAAGUGUCAAAGGUUACGAGGACUUCAACUCAAGAAAGCAUACCUUGAAUGGAGUUAUAGAGGCCUUAAAGGAUCCAAAUAUCGGCAUGGUUGGGAUAUACGGGAUGGGUGGUAUUGGAAAAACCACAUUAGCGAAAGAAGUUGCCAGUAAAGUCAAGCAAGAAGGAGAAUUUCCUGUUUUGGUUUUCGUGGAGGUCUCCCAGGAACAAGAUAUUAAGAAAAUUCAGGGAGAAAUUGCAGAUAAGCUGGGCUUGGAGUUUCGGGAAGAGACUUUAUCAGGCAGAGCAGAUAGGCUAUGUGACAGAUUGAAGAAGGAGAAGCGGAUCCUCAUAAUUUUGGACAAUCUGUGGGAGAAACUUGACUUGGAGAAAGUGGGGAUUCCUUUUGGUGAAGCUCACAAGGAAUGCAAGAUCCUAGUGACAUCAAGGGAUCAAAAUGUUUUGUCACGUGAGAUGGAGACUCAGAAGAAUUUUCCAGUUGGCAUUUUACCUGAGAAGGAAGCAUGGGAACUGUUCAAGAAAAUGGCAAGCAGCACCGUUGAGAAUCCUGAUUUGCAAGUAACUGCAACUGAGGUAGCAAAGGAGUGUGCAGGUUUGCCCCUUGCCAUUGUAACAGUUGCAAAGGCUUUGAAAAAUAAGAGCUCAUCCGAAUGGAAGAAUGCAUUGCUAGACCUACGGAGGCCUUCCUCGAGGAACUUCACCGGAAUACAGGCAGUUAUAUAUUCAACUAUUGAGUUGAGUUACAACAAUUUAGAAACUGAAGAACUAAAAGCAACUUUCUUGCUUUGUGGUAUUAUUGGUAAUACUAUUAUUAUGGACUUGUUGAAAUAUGGUAUAGGCUUGGGUGUAUUUCAAGAAACCAAGACCAUGGAAGAAACAAGAGAUAGAGUAAAUUCUUUACUCUGUAACCUUGAAGCCUCUUGUUUGCUGGUUGAUCGUUCUACCAAUGAUCAGUUUGCCAUACAUGAUGUUGUCCGUGAUGUCGCUCUAUCAAUUGCAUCUCGAGACAAGCACGUGCUCACAAUUAAAAAUUCGGUUGGGCCAAGAGAGUGGCCAUAUGCUGAUUCAACUGGAAUCCUCUUAUUGCACAGUGACAUCAGGGAGCUUCCUGAAGAAAUGGAAUAUCCAAAAUUGAAAUUUAUCUGUAUAUGGAAUCCUUCUCUGGAGCUUCCUGAAAAUUUUCUGAAUAGGAUGAGGGAGCUAAGAGUUCUGGAUUUCACUGAAAUGCGCAUCCCAUCAUUACCUUCCUCAAUAUGUCUCCUUGCCAACCUUCGUAGCUUGUGUCUAUAUUCUUGUGUGUUGCAAGAGAUAACUAUUAUCGGAGAAUUAACAAAGCUUGAAAUUCUCAGCUUUGUAGAUUGUGAUGUGGAACAAUUGCCAAAGGAAUUAGGCCAACUUACUAGGCUACAGUUGUUGGAUUUGAGUGAUUGCCCCAAAAUCAAGGUAAUUCCUCGGGGUGUCAUAUCAAGCCUAUGUAGAUUAGAAGAACUGUACCUGGGUAACAGCUUCAAGCUAUGGGAAAAUGAAGAUCUAAGAAAUCAGACAAGCAAUGCUAGCCUUGCAGAGUUAAGGUGCUUGCCUAACCUGACAGCUCUUGACAUACAUAUUCCUAACAUCCAGAUUAUGUUGAAUGAUUUAUUUUCUGAAAGGUUGACUAAAUACCGAAUAUUUAUGGGAGAUGAAUGGGACUGGCAUGGUAAGUAUGAAACUGAAAGAACAUUAAAACUCAAGCAUGGCACAAGCUUUCUUUUGGAGGAUGGAAUGUACAAGUUGCUUGAAAAAACUGAAGAUCUGUAUUUGGAUGAAUUGAAGGGUGAACCAAGCAUUCUUUGGAAACUAGACAGGGAAGGAUUGCCACAACUGAAACAUCUCCAUGUCCACAAUAGUCCCGACAUUAGAUACAUCAUAAACACAAUGGACGAUCCAUGGAUUAGUUCAAAAGCUUUUCCAAUUUUGGCGUCCUUGUUUCUUCAGAAUAUGAUCAACUUGGAGAAGAUAUGUCAUGGGAAAUUCCCAGUGGGGUCUUUCAGCAAAUUGAGAAUAAUAAAAGUAGGAAGCUGUGGAAGACUGGAGAGUCUGUUUUCAUUCUCCUUGUUCAAGGACCUUGUGGAACUUCAAGAAAUUGAAGUAACUGACUGUGAGAAAAUGUUAGGUAUUGUUGCUGAGGAAAGACUGGUUGCUGUUGUUGAUAAUGAAGCCAGAAGCAAUGUCGAGCUUUGUCAAUUACAUUCCUUGACACUGAAGAAUCUAUCUUCGUUCAUUAGCUUCUGCCACAUGGAUUCGCCUUCAACAUCCUGGAGUACUAUGUCCAACUCUAUGCCACUUUUGGAUGAAAAGGUUCGAUUCCCUAACUUGGAAGAAUUGAAACUAACCUCUGUGAAGAUAGCAAAGAUUUGGCCUGACCAACUCCAAACAAUCUCUUCUUGCCUGAAGAAUCUGAAAACCUUGAAUCUGGAGGGAUGUGGUAGUUUAACAUGUCUAUUCCCUUCUUAUAUGCUUAAAAAUCUUAUGCAACUCAAAACACUUGUAAUACGCAAUUGUAACGCAAUAGAAAGGGUCAUGGAGAAAGAAGCAAUCAACCACUUGCUGUUCCCUGAAUUAUAUGACUUGAGGCUUGAAAAUCUUCCAAAACUCACUGGAUUUUGUGCAGCAAAUUUAAUUGAAUUUCCAUCCUUGAGAUGGCUGGUAAUAAAGCAAUGCCCUGAAUUGAAGACGUUUAACCUAAACACUACCGGUGCACCAAGUGUUGUGGGUGGAGAUCAUUCAAGAACACACUCAGGGAGGAGAAUCAAUGGUGACAUUCCUCUGUUUGAUGAAAAGCUUGGAUUGCCAAACAUAGAGAGGUUAAUAAUUGAUGGUCUGCAGAAAAGUGGAGAAAUUAUGGCACAACCAACUUGCUGCUGGUGCUUUCUCCAGGAUAGAUUAUCUUUCCAUAUGGAAUUGUAGAAGGAUCAAGAAUAUUUUUCCAUCUAAUAUGAUGAGCAAGCUCCAGAGAUUAGACCGGUUAGGAAUAAAUCUCUGUGAUUCAUUACAGGUGAUAUUUGAACACCAAGAGCCCAAUUUAACUGUCCCUCAAGCAACGGAGACAGGAAC
Molecule: messenger RNA, 4056 nt
Organism: Carica papaya (papaya)
Lineage: Eukaryota; Viridiplantae; Streptophyta; Magnoliopsida; Brassicales; Caricaceae
Source: RefSeq, a predicted model, not a curated record